CCUGGAGGAUGCAGGGUGUGGACAUCAAUAUCAAAAUUUUUAUUUUCUCACCAUGUACCCAUUUACCUUUACUUUAUCACUUUGUUAUACCAAGAUUAUGUGUAUCAAGUUUGCAGUUAUUACCAGAGAAACCACUGUAUCUGUUCCAGGUGUUCUCUUAUUCAUGAAAAAAUGUAUAACAAUUAUGUGAAUGGUGGUGAGUUGAAGCAAAGGCUCUGAAUCCUGCUUACCCUGCAGAAGUUGAACAAGCAGUGUUAUAUGCUCUAUUUGGAAUGGCACACAGUUGGCAGGAUGAGGAAUAUCACUAUGUUGGCCAAUGUAGCUAAGCCAGCAAAAUUCUUUGGGCAAAUCCAAUUAUACUAGCAAAAAAUUCUUAUUUCUGAUGUUUAUUUUGUCAGCUGAAGUUCCUCUAAAGAGCUUUUGCCAAUGAAAGAUGUGUGUCAUUGCAGUAUGAUUCUGCUGGCAAAUCUUUAUACAUGGACAAGUUCUUUGUCCUGCAGCUCUGAGUCCAACUGGAUAAGCCUUGUUUAUUUUGUCUUGAAAAAAGCACAUCAAUUAGGCUUGGAAGUAGUCCACUUGUUCAUAAAAUCUGUUACUUUAUUGCCACUUGUGGCACAGGGCUUUUACUUUACUGCUCAUAGUUGCUUCUUAAAGUAGCUCCUUCCUGGUUUUAUUUAAAGCUAGAACGUUAAGAAUAUAUUUAAAGGAAAUGUCAAACUUCAUGGUUCCCAAGAGCUUUUCAUCUGUCAGCUUACAAGUUAAUAUGAUUCCACUUUUUUCAUCCUGUUGUUUUUUUCCCCACUUACACAGAAUGCAGGUGUGGAUCCUUCAGGAGUAAGUCAGGACAAUGAGCAUGUGAAAGCUUUGGCUCUCGUGAAAGCUGAGAGUUACCACCGUGGGAGUCCUGAGACACCAGUGCUAAUCAAAUGGGGACCUGAUUGGGAGUGAAGCUCAGGGGAGAGCACCGCAGGGAAGGGUGAUAAAACCUAUGCUUAUUAACAUGCGGUGUUUAUGUAGUGUCCUGGUUUGUGCAUUGGGGAACUGGCAGAUGUAGUGCAGGUGCUGUCUGGAUUCCAAGAUCUGCAGCUGGCCUCUGUCAUGUGUACUGAUGCUAAAGUUUUUGCAGGUUAGGGUGUGUGAACUAUGCUGGCUUAUCAUGGCAACGAGAUAGAAUGUCCUUUGGACUUCAUGUGUCUGGAUGGGAGAGACAAACUUUCCUGGUUUACCAUAACAAAUUCUUCUCAUCCCCUACACCAACCCUUUGCAUUUCCAUUAAAUAUUCUUGUUUAGGGCACAAGGUGUAGUGCUGUUGUUUAUUCCCAUAUUCUUGUUACUUUUUACUGUUUUCAGAAGUAGUCUUCAUCUCAGUCUUCCUGGAUUGUAGUAUCUAACAGAGUCCUUACAAUUGUGUGGCGUAUUGUUAGUGGAAGAGUUCUGUGAUCUGUAAGGGAACAUGGAAGGAGAGAGCAUCAGCUCAUGUAAGUUGUGUCUGGUCAAGGAACUUUUCAGUACCAUAAGAGGAUAAUAAGAAAAGGAGAAAUAAAUAGGAACAUUCUGAGGCACAAAUCUGUUGAACCAAAACAUAAGGGAGACAGAUAAAAGGACCAAACCUGAUCAGUCACUAACUGAAGAGGGUAAGUAGAAUGUGGGAAUGUUUAUUUCAGUGAGAUUAUUUGAUCAUAGACCUCAUGAAAUGGUAUUAUAAGGGAAAGGAGGAAGCCAUAAACAAGAUGUAGAGAGAGACACAAACCUGCCAAGCAAACUUAAUGGAGAUAAAGACAAGAAACAAAACCUGGUCUGUCACACUAACUGAUGAGCUGUCAGAAAAGUGCAUACAAACAAGGAUUCUGUGACUGAUAAGGAUGCAGACCUGAGGGUCCAGGUUGUUGGGGCAGGUCAGUGAGACUGUGCUAGCUAAGGAAGUGAUAGGCAAGGGAAGGGAGUUGGGAAAGGAACAAAACAGGGCCAGACAGAAAAAGGGCCAAUAUAGGUAAACUGUGGCCAGUCUUUACACUUGUCUGGCUGAGCCCUGUGCCUGAUCCCUGCAGUCUGUCCUGUUUUAUUAGAUCUUUUCUUAACUACUUCUCAAUGUAAUUUCACUUUCUAUACCAUGUGUGUGCAGCGGCUAAGUGAGUCCAGCUUGAGUAGAAACUAGGCCAGCAACUGGCGUCUCACUGGAGGUGUUGGCACCAACCAGGUUUGCAGUGACAGCAGUUGAAGGGAGUGAGGCUCUUGGUGGCAGGAGCUGGGGGGGCUGUAGCUGUCUGUAUCUAUAGUGCUAGCUACAGGGGACUUGUGUGAGCUUAUAAACUGUACCUUGUAAUGCCACACCUAAGUUAAACUUCUGCCUCUGCUGCUUUCAGUGGGAGAGAUGCAAAAAGGCAGUAAUGCUCAUGAAGCCAUCUGGGCUGCAAUGGCUCCAUCUAGUCACAUAAGUCAUUUCCCUUGUCUUGGUUUUAGGGUUGUGGGGCACAGCUCUUACAGAGCUUACUAGACCUAGGUCAAGGUCUUGGAUUAUGAAUAAGCCACUGCAUUUGAAUAGCGAAGACAGUCCUAGUCCCAAGCGACAACGCCUUUCCCAUUCAGUCUUUGACUACACAGCAGCAUCACCAGCCCCAUCACCACCAAUGCGACCAUGGGAGAUGACAUCAAAUAGGCAGCCUCCUUUGGCUCGACCCAACCAACACCACUUCUCAGGGGAACGAUGCAACACACCUGCACGAAACAGGAGGAGUCCUCCUGUUCGACGUCAGAGAACAAGGAGAGAUCGUUUGUCUAGACAUAAUUCUAUUAGCCAGGAUGAAAACUAUCACCAUCUCUCCUAUGGACAGCAGCAAGCAAUAGAAGAGCCUCGAGCCUUUCGCCCACCGAAUGUAUCUCCUCGUAUGUUGCACCCAGCCGCUCACCCACCACAGCAGAAUGCAGUGAUGGUUGACAUUCAUGAUCAGAUCCAUCAGGGCACAGUUCCUGUUUCAUACACAGUGACAACUGUGGCUCCACAUGGGAUACCACUUUGCACAGGCCAGCACAUUCCAGCCUGCAGCACGCAGCAGGUCCCAGGGUGCUCAGUGGUUUUCAGUGGCCAGCACCUUCCAGUUUGCAGUGUGCCUCCCCCAAUGCUUCAGGCAUGCUCAGUCCAGCACCUACCUGUACCAUAUGCAGCAUUUCCACCCCUCAUUUCUAGUGACCCAUUCCUUUUGCAUCCUCCUCAUAUCUCUACACACCACCCUCCUCACUUACCUCCUCCAGGACAAUUUGUUCCUUUCCAAGCACAGCAGUCACGGUCGCCGCUUCAAAGGAUAGAAAAUGACGUAGAAUUGCUUGGAGAACACCUUCCUGUAGGAGGUUUUACAUACCCUCCCUCAGCCCAUCCACCAACGUUGCCUCCCUCAGCUCCUCUUCAAUUCUUAGCCCAUGAUCCAUUACACCAGGAGAUGUCAUUUGGGGUACCUUACCCACCUUUUAUGCCUCGAAGACUCACAGGGCGCAGCAGAUACCGAUCACAGCAGCCAAUACCACCACACCCUUACCAUCCCAGCCUAUUACCUUAUGUGCUAUCAAUGCUCCCAGUUCCACCGGCAGUUGGACCAGCUUUCAGCUUUGAGUUGGAUGUGGAAGAUGGAGAGGUAGAAAACUAUGAGGCACUGCUGAAUUUGGCGGAACGUCUGGGAGAAGCCAAACCACGGGGAUUAACAAAAGCAGACAUUGAGCAGCUUCCAUCCUACAGGUUCAAUCCAAACAAUCACCAAUCAGAGCAGACACUAUGUGUGGUGUGCAUGUGUGAUUUUGAGUCAAGGCAGCUACUUAGAGUCUUACCUUGUAACCACGAGUUCCAUGCCAAGUGUGUUGAUAAAUGGCUGAAGGCGAAUCGUACCUGCCCGAUUUGUAGAGCUGAUGCCUCAGAAGUGCAUCGUGAUUCAGAAUGACCAAUCUAAGAGCACAAAUCUGGUUUGGGUGUUUCUCGUUGCCUGUAUAUAUGAACUCUCUAUUGAACUUAUCUACCCUUGUGGCUUCCAGCCUACCCUUUACACAAAAGGGUCAGUGGACCUUACUUUGCACUGUGUGACUUAAUCAAUUAUAAAGCUUAUAACUAGUCUUCACAGUUAUGGGAUUGUUAUACUAACAAGUGUGAGUGGAACUCCAAAGAUUUUUUUUUUUUUUUUUAGCUUAAUUUUGUGUGUGCACUAACAUUCCCUGGGUUUUGUGUGAUCAUUCCGAGUAUUGCUGCGAGAUUACUGUGGAUGUGAUCUUUUAGCAUGUGCUUUUAUAUAAAAGAAAAAGAAAAAAAAAAAGUGGUAGCUCCAAACAAUAUAGCAAUCUACCUUAUAUAGAGCCUUCAGAUACUGUGAGUGGGGAUGAACGGUGUGAGUGUGAGAGGCUGUGAGAGGGUGAGUGAAGUGUGCUUGUGACAGGGUGUGCGUGCGUGUUUGAGAACCUAUAUACCAGCAUGUACUGAGAACGUAUGUGUGUAGUAAUAAUUAUGCUGCAAUGUAUAAUCUUGUGUGUUAUUUAAACAGUACUAGUACUGUACACUGGUUCCUUUCCUUGUGUUUGCAGUUGCACACUGAAUGCGAUGGGUGCAGCAAUUACAGACAUUUAGUAUUUCCUCCCCAACGUACUUACAGGUAUAAAGACCUUUCUACCUACUGCUACUCAAACAGCUGUUACGCUUCCCCUUCAUUGGAGGCUUUAAGUGUGUACCACUAAAGAAUGCAUUGAUUGUUCAUACAUGAGUAACCUUGGGGGUUUUAUCAUAUGUUACAAAGUCUGGAUUUUUUAAUGGCUGAUUUCCAAGUUAUUUUAUCAAUAUAGAGUUGCAAUAUCGCAUUUAGCAAUAUUAAUGUUUUCAAUUGCUAAUAUGAAUAUCAAUAUUUUUCUGUUUUCCUUUUAAAUUUUUCUAGCUGGGUUUACCAGUUGUGUGUUUCUUCCAUGAAAGGAAGCAGAAAGUACACUGAGGGUGUCCUGGUUUUGUGAAACAGCUCUUAACUUUUGGCCAUUGUACUUGCUAAGGACAUCAUCUUUUAGCUUAUAAACACUGGCUUUAAUCACAUACAUUCUUUGUCAUCUACAAGGAAGUUUGUAUGUAACUAAAAUAACUUGUAAAAGGUUACAAUUUUAUUCCUGCAACUUCAUGAAUAAAAUACAAUUUUUAGCAUUUUCUUAGAGAAGUAGAAUUUCAUAUUUUUUUCACCAUAUCUCAAGAGGAGGUAGGUUUUGGUCAUUAACUGCAGAACUCAGUUGCCCUGAUGCUGCUUCUUUCCCUUCCUUAUUUCAUGAUGAGUGUAAUAGGAAGAAGGGACUCCCUUGGUUUUUGCAAUCAAGUUUCCAGAGUACUCCACUAUAGGAGAAAUUUGGAAUACUUUCCAGAACAGUGCUGUGAAAUAGAGGGGAUAAUGUCUAUUCAAGUGCUCUGAAUAGUAUUUUAUUUGGGCCAUUGAAAAAAAUUAGCUUUCUUUUUAACAUUCACACUGUUAACAUCUCUGAUACAUUCUAGCAAAAUAUUUAGGUCUGCAUAUACCACAGUUACUAAAAGGAUGCACUUUUUGCAAUUAAACUCUUUUCAUAAAUUCAGUGUCAUUACUUUGGUUGCAGCACCACAAGUGGCACAAUUACCAGUAUUGCUGCAACUUGCUGCCAGUCUCAGCUUUAAGUUUCUUCUUUAUCAUUUCUGAUGCUUUUGUAUGCUGCUAUGCUUUAGUAUCAGUUAAAAUUUCAAACAGUGUUAGAUGUUCUCCAUGCUGGUUUUUCUCUUUGAACAUUCUACAGACCAGUCACAGCUCUUUGUGCAGCUAAAUAAAAGCACAAUUUUGCCCUGUU
This is a messenger RNA of Corvus hawaiiensis (hawaiian crow), 5817 nucleotides long. It is a transcript of the gene RNF38, whose product is annotated as ring finger protein 38. The record is from RefSeq and is a predicted model, not a curated record. The transcript is spliced from 11 exons. The coding region runs from base 2517 to 3926 and encodes 469 amino acids. Lineage: Eukaryota; Metazoa; Chordata; Aves; Passeriformes; Corvidae.